This is a messenger RNA of Austrofundulus limnaeus, 2509 nucleotides long. It is a transcript of the gene renbp, whose product is annotated as renin binding protein. Gene Ontology annotation, biological process: carbohydrate metabolic process. The record is from RefSeq and is a predicted model, not a curated record. Gene Ontology annotation, molecular function: isomerase activity. Lineage: Eukaryota; Metazoa; Chordata; Actinopteri; Cyprinodontiformes; Rivulidae.
CCCGCAGAGUCGCCUGACUGAGCUGCUUGUUCUCUGGAUCUGCAGGAAGGAAUCAUGUCUGCGGAGAAGCUGGAGGAAUGUCGGCAGCGCAUCCGAACGCAGCUGGACGACGUCGUGAACUUCUGGCUCAAAUAUUCCCAUGACACCGUCCACGGGGGCUUCUUCACGUGUCUCGCGCGGGACGGGAGCGUUUACGAUGAGCUGAAGUACGUCUGGCUGCAGGGCAGGCAGGUGUGGAUGUACUGCCGCCUCUAUCGGACCGUGGACCGGUUCAGAAGACCUGAAAUCCUUGAAGCAGCUAAAACCGGAGCUGAGUUCUUGAGGAAGUUCGCUCGUGUGUCCAGCAGCGGCGGUCAGUGGAAAUGUGCUUUCUGCCUGACGAGAGAUGGGAAAGCCGUUAAAGUCCAGAGGACCAUCUUCAGCGAGUGUUUCUACGUCCUGGCCAUGGACGAGCUGAGCAGGGUGACCGGGGACGCAGACCUGCAGCUGGAGGCCGAGCAGAUGAUGGAGCAGCUGAUCCACUGGGUCCGGGUGGACUCGUYGGGUCUGGGCCGGCCCCAGCUCCCAGGAGAAGUUCCCACCAGCAGCAUGGCGGUCCCCAUGAUGCUUCUGUGUCUGGUGCAGCAGGUGUCCGAGGGCCGGCCGGACGCCAAGCAGAAGUACGCCGAGCUGGGCCGAUGGUGUGUCCAGCAGAUCCUGCAACACAUCCAGAGAGACGGAGCGGCCAUCUUGGAGAACGUUUCUGCAGACGGAGAGGAGCUGCCCGGUUGUUCUGGUCGGCUGCAGAACCCGGGACACGCUCUGGAGGCGGGCUGGUUCCUGCUGCGCUUCGCCGCAGAGACGGGAGACGAGCAGAUCCAGGAAACGGCCGUGGAGAAGUUCGUGGAGCUCCCGUACGCCGGCGGCUGGGACGCAGAGCACGGCGGUCUGUUCUACUUCCUGGAUGUGGAYGGCCGCUGCCCCACGCAGCUGGAGUGGAGCAUGAAGCUGUGGUGGCCUCACUGCGAGGCUCUCGUGGCCUUCCUCCUGGCCUACAGUCGCACCAGGAGACCCCAGCUGCUCCACAGCUUCCUGCAGGUGUAUGAUUUCACCUUUAGCCACUUCCCUGAUCCUGAGGGCGGGGAGUGGUUCGGAUAUCUGACUCGAGAAGGACAAGUAGCUUUGGAUUUUAAAGGAGGUCCAUUUAAAGCUACAACUCUGCUAUGUUUAGCCUUUAGCUAUCACUCUGCUAUGUUUAGCUUUUAGCUAUCACCCUGCUACAUUUAGCAUUUAGCUAUCACCCUGCUACGUUUAGCCUUUAACUAUCACUCUACUAUGUUUAGUCUUUAGUUAUCACCCUGCUAUGUUUAGCCUUUAGCUAUCACCCUGCUAUGUUUAGCCUUUAGCUAUCACUCUGCUAUGUUUAGCCUUUAGCUAUCACCCUGCUAUGUUUAGCCUUUAACUAUCACCCUGCUACGCUUAGCCUUUAGAUAUCACUCUCCUAUGCUUAGCCUUUAGCUAUCACUCUGCUAUGUUUAGCCUUUAGCUAUCACUCUGCUACAUUUAGCCUUUAGCUAUCACUCUGCUACGCUUAGCCUUUAGAUAUCACUCUGCUAUGCUUAGCCUUUAGCUAUCACUCUGCUAUGUUUAUCCUUUAGCUGCCACUCUGCUACAUUUAGCCUUUAGCUAUUACUUUGCUAUGUUUAGCCUUUAGCUAACACCCUGUUAUAUUUAGCCUUUAGCUAUCACUCUGCUACGCUUAGCCUUUAGCUAUCACUCAGCUAUGUUUAACCUUUAGCUAUCACCCUGCUAUGUUUAGCCAUUAGCUAUCACUCUGCUACAUUUAGCCUUUAGCUACCACUCUGCUACUUUAUUUUUAGCUGCAACUCUGAUACUUUUAGCUACAGUUUUGCAUCUUGUUUCCAUUGAUUUGUUAAUUUCAGCUUUAUCAUGUAUUUUGCUACCUGUAGUUACAGUUUUGAUGAUUUUAGCUACUAUUUAUGGUUUUAGCUAAUGUUUUGAUCGUUUUAGUUGAUAUUUUGCUUUUAUAAUUUUCCACUCAGUCUCAACUUUUUCAGCUUUGCUGUAUUUUCCCAGAAAAUGUCUUUCUUUCUGGAUGAAGUCRUGAUAUUUAGUGUUUUCUGUCAGAGAUUCUUUCUGCUCCACAGCAGGAAGUACUGCUUCCUGUGCUCACAACAGAAUUAUUUAAAAACAUUUUUAAACCAACGCCACCUUAGGGUCUCUAACUCCUUCACAGCUGUUUUAUUGUUUCUGUCUAAAAGGGAAAUAUCUUUAAACACUGUACAUUUUAUUUUGAGCUGCUCUGGAACUCAAACAYGAUCAGACUUGAUGUUUUCAUCGCUCCAGUUUCCCUCUAAAAGGUUAUAUUUUUUACCUUUAUGUGUUUGUAAUGAAAGAGAUAAACAAAAAACAAUAAUCUGUUUUAUAAUAUGCCUACAUGAAUAUUUCAUUAACACUUUAACCUCCUCAAUGAAAGAUUAAAUGUAUGAUAUUAAAGUUUUUAAUUGGG